Messenger RNA from Rotaria socialis, 1320 nucleotides. NCBI's taxonomy places the organism in Eukaryota, Metazoa, Rotifera, Eurotatoria, Philodinida, Philodinidae. The record is from the annotation of a GenBank genome assembly.
AUGCAAAUAGCUGCUUAUGACGUCGAUAUUCAGCAUCGCCCAGGCGCCGACGAUGCCAAUUGUGAUACACUUUCUCGUGGUCCUGUUGACGAUUCAUCUAUUUCUAAUAACUUGUUGUCUUCUCCAGAUUCAUCUUCUUCAUCAUCAUUUCGUGAUCCUGCAUACUUGCUCGUACUUGACUAUUUUUCUCAUGCUUCUUUACCUCCUCCACAACUUUCUAUACCUAUUUCACUUCAUAAUAAUUUUACUACUUCAUCUACAAUUGCUUCUCCUCAUUCUUUUCCUUCUUUCAUUUCUUUUGCUAAUGUACAUUUUGGCGAUAACAUUCAUUUAUAUGAUGAUAUACGAACUGCUCAAUGGCAAGAUCCUAAACCUAUUCCUCUUCUCAAUUAUUUACAAAAUCAACAAUUUCCAGAUGAUACUAUUUUACAGAACAUUCGUCAACUUGCCUCCUUUCAUCGUGUUAUCGACGGUGCUCUCUAUCGUGUCUUUCGUCCAUCGUCAUCUUUUGUGGACGAUCCUUCCUCUUCUAUUACUUUUUCCGAUCAUAUACCUUCUAUUGAUCAUCAACAGUUUCGUCUCGUUAUACCAAAAUCAAAAAUGCACGAACUUUUGUCACUUGCACACGACCAUGCUACAUCUGCUCAUCUUGGACGAAGAAAACUCUUUUUCGUCUUUCUACUCGAUUUUCUUGGCCACAUAUGCGUCGUGGUGUUGAAGCAUACGUCUGCUCUUGCAAACUAUCCCAACAAUGAAGUCAUGUGUCGUUUUGGUUUUCCUGUGCGUAUAAUUUCUGAUAAUGGUGUUCAAUUUCUUUCUAAUAUAUUUAACAAUGGUUGUCAUAUUCUGGGUAUCAAACACCUACGCACACCACUCUAUCAUCUACAAAGCAAUUUAUGUGAACGUGUCAAUCGUACACUCAAGCCGUUACUAGCUGCUCUUGUACAUAAUGGCAGCAAGUCUUGGGAUACUAAGCUUGCCCAAAUCACAUUUGCUCUACGUACUGCACCUACAUACGUCACUGCUCGUGAAAUUCUUGAUAUUUCUCAUGAGAAACAAGCUCGUCAGUAUAACCGGCAUCAUCGCCCAGUUCAAUUCGAACCCGGUGAUCUUGUUUGGGUUAUUGGUCUUUCUGGUAUUGCAAAGGUUAAAUGGCGUGGCAAGAAACUCAGUCCACGGCGUGAUGGUCCUUAUCGUAUUACUCAACGCCUAUCUCAAUUGACCUAUUCUCUUAUUCAUACUAUCACUGGCCAACAAUUGAGUCCAAUUGAUGUCGAUCGCCUGCACCCUCAAGAUUACUCAUUUACCAUAGUUGAUUGA